Messenger RNA from Plasmodium falciparum 3D7, 900 nucleotides. RefSeq lists its product as uncharacterized. The record is from RefSeq and is a predicted model, not a curated record. The coding region runs from base 1 to 900 and encodes 299 amino acids. Lineage: Eukaryota; Apicomplexa; Aconoidasida; Haemosporida; Plasmodiidae. The transcript has a single exon.
AUGAAAUAUAUUUUACUUUUUUAUACUUUGGUUAUUUUCUUUUACAACACACAAUAUGAUUAUGUCGAAAAGAAAAAAUAUAUGACUUGUUUCCCUUCGGUAUCUGAAAAUGAUGAAGUAGACAUUUUUUAUAAUAGUCCUUCCAGAAUUGAAGGGGGAAAAAGAAAUCAUAGAAUAUUAGAUGGACUUUUAAGAAAAGGUAGGAAAAGAAAAAGAAGAAGAAAUAAAAGAACCAGAAGAAAUCGAACACAAGCUAGGAAAAAUAAAAAUAAAAGGAAAAAGAAAAAAAAAAAUGAAAAACUAGCGAAACGGAGAAGAAGAAGAGAAAGGAACAGAAAAAAAAAACAACUAAAAAAAGAAAAACGAAGAAGAAAAAAAAACGAAAAGAAACAAAAAAAAGAAAUGAAAAGGAAAGAAAAGGAAGAAAGAAAAAGAAGAAAAGAAGAAGAAAAAUUAAAUUUGAAAUCGCAAGAAAAUAACAAUUCACUUAAUCAAAAUAAAUUUAAUGAUAAUAAUAAUAAUAAUAAUGAUGAUGAUAAUAAUGAAGAUGAUAAUAAUGAAGAUGAACAUGAAGAAGAUAUGAAUGGAGUAAAUAAUCAAAAUGGUAAUUAUGACAAUACACAAAAUAAUAUAAAUAUUAAAAAUGGAAAAGUACCAAUAAAUAAUAAUAAUAUGGAAUCAUCUAAUCAAAAUAAUAAUCCAAAUAAUAAUACAACAAAUAUUCAAACAUAUAAAAAAAAUAAUGCUUAUUCACAUUCAUAUGAAGAUCAUAAAAACUACCCACUCAACACAUAUAAUAAUGAUAUACAUACAAAGGUUAUUGACCUGGACAAAUUAGAACAUACUUCCAAAACAGAAAUUAUAGAAAAGCUUAAGCGGGCUAUAGAAAUGUUACAAUGA